UCUGGUAAAAAAAAAAAAAAAAAAAAAUUCCACUCUUGUACCCUCUCCAAACCGUUUCAUAUAUAAAUUCUUACUCCUAUAAAAGAAUUCAGCCAUAUAUGCUUCACUUAGAUAUAGACAAAGAAACAUAGAGAGAGUUCCAACUUCCAAGACACAAAGAAGAGGAACAGAAGAAGAGUUAACAUACAGUACUACUACUAAGAUUUCUUUUGGUCAUGGCAGAGGAAUUUCAGACUGGGAUUUGUGGAGGCAACUGGUGGAUGAAUCCAUCUAGAAGCACUUUCACAGGAAGCUCAUCGCCAUGUUCCAUGGCACUCAAUGACACUGGAAGCUAUGCAUGGUCUGAUAUGGUGGACAUGAAGGGAAGGCCAUGUGAGGAAACUAAUUCAGUCUCUGAUAGCUCCAUAGUUUUCCAAGAUGUUCAGAAGCCUCAACAACAGGCUGAUUCAGGCAGUGGCUGUGGCAGUAGUAGUAUCUUGAUUGAUUCCACACUGCAAAUGAUGGGUUUUGGCCUUUCAUCAUCUUCAACAACAUCCGAUUGGAAUCAAGCUUUGCUUCGGAAUAGUGGACGAGCUGAGAGCAAUUAUAAUUCUAUGCUUCAAGAAGAAAUGAAUUCAAGUUUGAAUUACCAACAAGAAAGAGGAGUAGAUUCUACUCAAAUCCAAAAGAAUUGGAGCCCAAAAAACCUCUCUAAUGGAGGUGAUCAACAAGAUAAUUCAUCCAUCACUGCUUUUAAGUCAUCUGUAAGUCAAGACUUUUCAUUGGACACUGUCAGUAGCUCUACAGGCAACUGUACAGUGACUUGCCAGGGCUUAUCCACAAGCUUUCCUGUGGGAUCAGCUUCUUAUGGAUACCCUUCAACAUUGAUACAAAGUUUAUUUGAUCCUGACCCUCAACCACAGCAAUCUCUAUUCAACAAUAGGUCUCUGAGCUAUUCAUCCACCACUAAUUUUGGUGCCAACACCAAUGAAUUAUCACCUACUUGGCCUAGGUUUGCUCCCUUUUUGCCAAAGCAACAACCUUGUGGCUUGCACUUCACUAAUAACACACCCUUUUGGAAUGCCUCCACUGCCGUGGCCACGGCGGGUCUAAAUGACAGUAUUCGAGCUGGGGUUUUUCCUUCACCACCAUCACAAUAUCUAGUACCAACAUUUGAAGAGAAACCCAAGUGUUCCAACCACACGACAAAGCCUAUCAGUGAAGAUGUUCAAGACUCGGUUUCAGUGGUGAAGAAAAGUGUCAAUGAACCUGUAUUCAAAAGGCCUAGAAUUGAAACCCCAUCACCAUUACCAACUUUUAAGGUUCGGAAAGAAAAACUAGGGGACCGAAUAACUGCACUCCAACAAUUGGUUUCACCUUUCGGAAAGACUGAUACAGCCUCCGUUCUCCACGAAGCUAUUGAGUACAUCAAGUUCCUCCAUGAUCAAGUCAGUGUUUUAAGUACUCCAUAUAUGAAAAAUGGAACUCCAAUUCAACACCAACAGGGUUGUGAUAAAUUGGACACAGAAGGCCCAAAACAAGAUCUAAGAACCCGAGGACUUUGCUUGGUUCCAAUUUCAAGCACAUAUCCAGUUGCUAAUGAGACCACAGCUGAUUUUUGGACACCAACAUUUGGAGGAACAUUCAGAAGCUACAAUAUUGCCGUGCUGUACCAGUCAUGAGCAAAAGCUAAAGACACAAAGAAAAGGGAGAAAAAGAAAGAAAGAAAGAAAGAAAGAAAAGGAAAUGACACUUCAAAGAUGGACAGGCAGUGCUGCUGGGCCAGGUGCAAGCAGAAUGAUUUAGGCUAGCAAAUGAUUAGUAGCCUCUGGAAAUGAGAGAAUAUAUAUAUAGGUACUAUUGUAAUAACCCCAAGUAUUAAAUAUAGUUAGAGGUGGGUUUAGGACAGGAACAACUACUAAAUUCAGCGGAAUUUAACACUAAUAGUUUUAGAUUUAAUUUUGCUAUUGUUGUUGUUGAGAAUAGCUGAAUUUAGCAGGAGGGUGUGAUUCAUAAAGGCCCUUUUGUUCCUGUUUAUGUAUGUGUAUAGAGCUGGCACCACUACCACCACCAUCUUUUAUAUAUUUAUUUAUAUAAAGAAAACAGAAAAAAAAGAAGAAAUAAAAGGAGAUUUGUAUUGAAUUCGUAUAUAUUCAACAAAAGGAGUGAGUGGAGCUUUUGUUUGAA
Molecule: messenger RNA, 2166 nt
Organism: Quercus lobata
Lineage: Eukaryota; Viridiplantae; Streptophyta; Magnoliopsida; Fagales; Fagaceae
Product: basic helix-loop-helix (bHLH) DNA-binding superfamily protein
Exons: 8
Coding region: 216-1661 (481 amino acids)
Biological process (GO): regulation of transcription by RNA polymerase II
Cellular component (GO): nucleus
Molecular function (GO): RNA polymerase II cis-regulatory region sequence-specific DNA binding; protein dimerization activity; DNA-binding transcription factor activity, RNA polymerase II-specific
Source: RefSeq, a predicted model, not a curated record